Messenger RNA from Ruditapes philippinarum (Manila clam), 3135 nucleotides. RefSeq lists its product as uncharacterized. The record is from RefSeq and is a predicted model, not a curated record. NCBI's taxonomy places the organism in Eukaryota, Metazoa, Mollusca, Bivalvia, Venerida, Veneridae. Bases 103 to 3135 code for a protein of 1010 amino acids. The transcript is spliced from 17 exons. Gene Ontology annotation, molecular function: calcium ion binding.
UGCUAUGCAUUUUAUAGUGCUACGUAAAUUUCAUGUCUUUGUUAACAAUCAGUAUAAUAAGAUGGAUAGCGUUUAUGGAAUGUACUAUCUAUUAGCGUGAGAAUGAAUGGCGUGGUAAGGCUGGUUAUAGGUACCUUCAUUGUAAGGGGUAUCUAUGCCGGUUACUGCACGACAGCGUACUCCUGUCAAGGAUCAUGUUCAACUUCGCAGACUUAUUACAUAAGUUGUGAAUGGUUUGGAUGGGGCAGAUGUGCUAGAUCCCGAACUGUUUACAAGCAGUGUACACAAACAUGCUAUAGAAGUGAAUGUUGUGCGGGCUAUUCCGGAAGUUUCUGUAGCACCCCUUCGUGUUUUGGGUCAUAUUCGUGUCCUAACGGUGGAAAAUGCCAAUCUCCAGACAUGUGUAGCUGUCCUCGUGGCUUCUCCUCGCCCAGGUGUUAUGAUAUCAACGAAUGCAGCAGCAGCGGUCAUGGGUGUCAACACAAUUGUGUCAAUACUCAUGGCUCUUUCCGUUGUAGAUGUAAAGCAGGCUAUACACUGACCUCAGAUCUAAAAUCAUGUCAAGACCUAAACGAAUGCAAUGUCAACAAUGGAGGAUGUAGUCAACAAUGCAACAACAACGUUGGAUCUUUCUCGUGUAGCUGUAGAGCAGGAUACACACUUGGUACUGACGGACGAUCAUGCAACGAUGUGGAUGAAUGCGUGCUCGGAACAGCAGCUUGUUCUCAGAAAUGUGCAAACACUGAAGGUUCCUUUACAUGCUCAUGUAAUACUGGAUACACUUUAGGUGUUGACAGACGUUCGUGUGAAGAUGUCGACGAGUGUGUUGAUGGAACAGCCAAAUGCGUUGGUUACUGCAACAACACCCCUGGAUCUUACACAUGUUACUGCGACCCUGGUUAUAUACCUGACAAUACCGGCUAUUUCUGCAAAGACGUGAAUGAGUGUGACACUGGAAACGGCGGAUGUGCUCAAACAUGUAUCAAUGAGCCAGGUUCACACAGGUGUGAAUGUCGAAACGGAUACAAAGCUGUGUUUUCAAGUACAGAUAGCGAAGUGUGUGAAGAUAUAGAUGAAUGCAUUGAAUCAAGUGCAUUAUGCUCUCAAAUUUGUGACAACACAGUUGGGUCCUUUAAGUGUAGUUGUUAUAGUGGUUUCAACCUUAACACAGAUGGUUUUUCUUGUAUAGACGUUGAUGACUGUGAAGGCGUUGUAUGCAUGAACAAAGGUACAUGCGUUGAUGGGUUGAACAAAUACACGUGUACGUGUGAAACAGGUUUCCACGGCAAACACUGCGAAACAGAUAUUAAUGAGUGCGAAUUCGCAAAUGGGGGUUGUCAAGAGGUAUGUACAAACUCAGAAGGUUCGUUUUACUGCAGUUGUAUAGGAAAUCGAGAGCUAAGGGAAGAUGGUUUCUCGUGUUUUGUAGGGGAAGUAGAAGAGCAGACUGUGUUUGAACGACUCGAAAUUCCUCGACAGCUCCUGCCGAAAGCGUGUUUCACUGUAACGCUUGCCCAAUGCGUAGAUGGAAAUGCCAUUACAAUUUAUUUAAGCUCUACAGCGCACUGGUAUAAACUGCAUGUAGAUCAAAACCUGCUGUUUACACAUGGUGUUGUUUUUGCUAACGUAAACAAUUUCUCUGUACCAAUAUCACUAAAGGGACUUGAGGUGAUUGUAAGAAAUGGCGAGUUUACGUUAAAUUAUGGGUCGCUGCACGAAUUUACUGAAGGAGCAAUAAUGGAAAGUGGAAAAACAGACGAUGGUUGUGCAGCGUUUGAUCUUGUUGAAAGUGAUAUAUUCGAUUUCAUAAGUAUGGACUCCUUUAUGAAGACUUUAUUAUUUUCGCUCUUUCCUGCAAUGCCUUCCUGGCUAAGAUUUGAAAAAUCAAGAAGUGAAGUUUUGUCUAUUCAAGAUACAAAAAGUACUCUUGUUUAUGGGAGAGACAUGGAUGAUGUUUCGUGGUGUGACGGUGCACCAGUUAUAUCAAAUCAUUUAUACACGGUAUUUAGGUUUAGUACAGGAUUUAAGCUCAAUAUAUUAGGGGAUGUGAUAGACAUACCAAAACCAUUAAGUUCGAGACGAUUUUGCUUGAUUGUCGACCUUUGCCAACAUAAUGGCGGGACAGUGUUUUUGAUGAUACCAGAUGGUUCCCGAGAUAUGUUUGUAGACAUCAGCAUGUUCCAAGUGCUUAAAAAUAGACAAAACUUGCACAUUCGUCCGAGAGGAAUUGGAAUUUCAUUUUUGAAAGGAAUAAAUGCAAAUUACCAGACAUUAUCUGAACAACUCUGGAACGGGGACACAAUGUUUACACCAAUUCAGCCUAAUGUGAAUGUCUGGAUAGGUGGUGAUAUCAGCAAAUAUGACAAUCUUUUUACAGUGGAAGGAAACGCUGAUAUAUAUUUUGGUGUUCCAAGCACUCAAACAAUAUUAACAUCAAUGUUUGUAGAAGAGUGGACAGGAUUUAUCGAUAUCCAACUAUCUUUGUCACCUAUUCUCCGAUUUGAUUUAUUUGGCAAGGAACGUUCUUUGACCUUUCAAUUGCUUAAAUAUACUGCAAAUGCGUAUAUUUCUAUCGGAGGUUCAAGUCGUCAAUGGUGUGGUGAUGGUUCAAACCCAGAAGGAUUGUUCCUCUCAUUAAUGGUUGAAUCGAACCCAUUUAAGGGAAUACCUUUUCUUGAAGACUUUUCUCAAGUAAAUCGUGUACAUUUGUUCAUGAACACAGAUCCAAAAGAUAAUCCUUUAGAAGGAAUACAGUUUAGUAUAGCAAACGAUAUACUCGAACUUGACAAUUUCUUAAACAAAACCACAGAAAUACUUAACGAAGGAUUGUUAAAUACCGAACUCGCCGUUUCAAAUACAAUUGAAACAGUUGUUGUACAAAUAAAAGAUACUUUAUAUAUAAUUAAGACAAAAAUACACGUACAUUUAAAUGAUUUGUUUACUGGAGACUAUAAAGAGCUGAUCAAAGAUAUCAAUGGUAUCCACAAAAACCUAGAACAUAUAAGGUCAGCACUUAUUGUUUUAAAAGAUAGAACUGAAUUUGUUAUAAAUGAAUCGAAAGAUCAUUUUGUAAAACUACUAGAUGAUCAUGUCAAAAUGAUAGAGGAUAAUGUCAGAAAUAUAACGAAAAUAUAA